GUGUCAAGGCUAAUAGCAGAGUGUAUCGACAUCCAGUGUGACGCUGAUUUCUUGUCAUCUUUAAACUUGCAAGUUACAAGGUAAAGCGGUGGAGGGCACAGAGUACGAAUCAAAGGAUUUGCGGCUCUCUUCCCCAAAGGGUGUGCCUGAAGUUGCAGGUAAAAGAUAAAACCCACACCCACCACCAUUCUCAGAAAUUGCAGUCCCUAAACAUGGUUUCUCCAGCAAACUCCGUAUUCUAUAUAAUAUACUCUACACUGUACAUGGCUAUACUCAAAUAGAAUCCUCCCUGGGAACUGCAUAUUCGUGCUCGUUCCAAUAUUCAAGAGAAAGGGACUUGGCGUGUGAAAUGGGAACUGUUCAAAUCCCAACCCUACUAAGUACGCAUAAACAUAAACGCAAGGGAGACAAAAUGAAAGUAUGAAAUGAAAGAAAAACGAACAAUUGCUAAAAUAACCCAUGCAAUCACCGCCUGUGAUUUUCUUGCAUGUCUAGUUUUAUGGUAGAGGAAAGAAAAGCUCCCCUAUAUCGUUUGGUAUUUGUUUUGGGUUUUGGGUAUUUGUUGUUUGUAUUGUUUCUCACUUCGUUUCUCUUUUCUUGCUCUGUUCUAUGCUUCUGCUGCUUUAGAAGAGUUGUACUAGUGUAAUGCUUUUUAGCACAGAUGGAGAUCUUGGUUUUCUGCUGGCUCAUGAAAUGAGGUGGAGGUCCUUCCUUUCCUUUCCAGUUGAAGUCCUCUACCUUUCUAUCCUUCUAGACUGGCUGCAAUACUCUUUUUGCCUUACGCGUUCAAUCUUCCACAGAGACACGCGCGCGCACACACAGAGAGAGAGAGAGAGAGAGAGAGAGGGAGAGAACAGAGUCAUCUUUUUGCAUUGUGGAGGUGGAUUACAAGGGCCGAACCUUUCUGGCUCUGCACUCAAAACAACGUCCUCUUCCUCGGAGGAAAUGGGUAGUGCUAAAAUUUGCCACUAUUCUAACAGAAAUGGACGAUCAAUCAUUUCCUUGCUGUUUCUCUUGCUUUCAAGCUCGACCCUACUGAGAUUUGUAGCUGACGGAAGAGCAAUUAGCAAGCUAUUAGAGGCUGCGCAGAGAGAAGUGGACGAUGAGAAGGUGGUGGUGAUGAGAACUCAGGUAAUCGGAUCAACACCACCAAGGUGCGAGGGAAUGUGCAGCACUUGCGGGCACUGCGAGGCAGUUCAAGUCCCAGUAACAACAGAAGUCCAUGAGCACAGCAGAACUCAUUUAUCUGCUGCCCCGAUUUCUAAUAUUGCGUCCUCUAGGGGUGAUGAUGUCUCCAAUUACAAGCCUAUGAGCUGGAAGUGCAAAUGUGGCGACCUAAUUUUCAAUCCUUGAUAGAAAGGAAAUAACAUUUGCAUUCUGGUCAAACAAUGACGUUUUUGAAACUUGGAUAUGCUUUGCAGAGAGUUUCCCCUUUUUUCCAAAUCUCUUUCUUGUCUUGUUUUCUUUUGCUGUGCCUGUAAUAAUUUUUUUCUUCUCAUAAAUCCAUUUUCUUAUGUAAA
This is a messenger RNA of Hevea brasiliensis (rubber tree), 1520 nucleotides long. Its product is annotated as EPIDERMAL PATTERNING FACTOR-like protein 2. The transcript is spliced from 4 exons. Lineage: Eukaryota; Viridiplantae; Streptophyta; Magnoliopsida; Malpighiales; Euphorbiaceae. Gene Ontology annotation, biological process: guard cell differentiation; stomatal complex development. The record is from RefSeq and is a predicted model, not a curated record. The coding region runs from base 646 to 1353 and encodes 235 amino acids.